AUGCAGGCGACGCAAAUGCACUCUCACGUGCCAAGCCAAGCUCCCAUGCAAGUGGAGUCGGGCGCGUGCGGGCCGUUCACGGUGGCGCAGUGGCAGGAGUUGGAGCAGCAGGCGCUCAUCUUCAAGUACCUCGUCGCGGGAGCCCCUGUUCCGCUGGAGCUCGUUUCGCGCGUGCGCUUGUCCAUGCCGCCGCUACCGUUCGGGAUUCAGACGUUUCAUCCCAUGGGAGCCUUCAUGCCAUCUUUCUGGGGGCCGUCGAUGCAAGUGGAUCCGGAGCCCUUUAGAUGUCGCCGGACAGAUGGCAAGAAGUGGCGGUGCGCCCGUGAGGUGGUGGCGGAGCAGAAGUACUGCGAGCGCCACUUGCACCGCGGGCGCAACCGAGCACGCAAGCUCAACGACAAGGCCACGCCCGGAACCUCCCUCGUGGCUGACGAUGGGGAAACCACCCCUACAGCCACCACUGCCACCACCGCCACCACUGCGACCACGGGCAUUGGUGCCGCGGAUGGAUGUCUCACGAGCGAUGGAGUGCGGGCUAUGGAGUCUGUGGACGAUGGGCGGGGCGCCAGCACUGGUGUGAUGGACGCCAGUGCAGGGGGUGGUGGGGUGGGGACUAGUGGUGGGGCUGGCGGGGUUGCCGACAGGACAGGCAGUCCGUCGAGUGGCAACAGCGGUGGAGAUUUUGCGUCUGCGGAGUGUGCAGCAGGAAGGGAGAAUGAUGCGUGUGGAUGGGUUGCGGGAGGGCGCGUGGGAGGGGGUGGUGGUGCGGAGAAGAGUGGGGCAACGGGCGAGGGGAAUGGAAGGAGGGAGGGUGAGCCGUGUCACGGGGUGGUAACGGCGCCAGCCUCUGCUGCUGGUGCGGCUUCUGAGCCUGCAGGUGUCGUCUGUGUGCCUACAGCUGUGGUGUGUGUGUCCACCAGAGAUGUGAUUUCCCCAGUGCCUUUGCCCACAGGAGUGGUGUCUGUGGUGUCUACACCCACCGGGGCAGUGGCAGGCGGACACCCGCCUCCUCUUGCUCUCCCGCCCCCUGCUCAUGCUGUGGAGGGCCGCUCUCAGCAGGUGCAACAGCAGCAGCAGCAGCAGCAGCAGCAGCAGCAGCAGCAGCAGCAGCAGCAGGAAAGAUUGCCUGCUGGUUCCCCUCUGGCUGGAUCGACUGUGCAUGACAGUGCUGCUGCUACCCUCAUGAAAGGGGACAAGCAGAUUGGCGCUGCUCCCAUGGAUGUGGAUGCACAGAAGCAAGGGAGCCAGUGUGUGCUGCCAUCUCCAUUUCAUGGUUCAGAUGGUGGGAGUGGAGCACAGAGCCCAGUGGACAUCUCUCCACUUGGGCCUGUCCCGGUCGCAGCAUCUAAUGAAGCGGUGAAGCAUCAGCUUAUAAAAGGGUCGCGUGUAUCGGAGGAUCUGGACCAGGAGUACCCCGUGAGAAAGGACGUUGACGUCACUCAAGUCAGCAAGUUCCGUCCUCGGGGCGUGGAGCCUAGCAUUCGAGGCGAGGUGUGGCCGUUCCUCCUGGGGCUAUACUCGCUCAACAGCACGCACGAGGAGCGGAACGCCAUGAGGGAAGCACGGCGCACCCACGAGGAGCGGGACGCCAUGAGGGAAGCACGGCGUGAUUUCUAUGCGAGGUUGAAGCAGGAGUGCAACGAGGUGGAUCCGGUGGUGGGCAGUGGCGUGGUCGUGGACUUCCCCCGCGUGCUCGAGGACGGCUCUGACGUCCCUCUCCCCUCCUACUACAGCGGCCCGCACAUCGACGACCCCUCUUCCACACAUGUAGAUGUGAAUGGAGGAGGAGCAGCAGGGCGGGACGGUGGAGAGGGGCAGAGUGCGGUGCUGACGGAGCGGGAGAGGCUGGUGGGGCGCGUGGGGGAGGAGCGGGUGCGCAAGUGGCGCUUGGGGCUGCAUCAGAUAGGCGUGGACGUGCAGAGGGCGGAUCGCACGCUCGUGUUCUACGAGGAGGAGGGCAACCGCUCGCGUCUGAUGGAGGUUUUAGCGGUUUAUUCCUGGUUCGACCCCGACGUGGGGUACUGUCAAGGUAUGAGCGACCUCAUGUCGCCCUUCAUUGUCAUCUUCCCCAACAACGCUGAUGCUUUCUGGUGCUUCGAACGCCUCCUGCGCCCCAUUCGGAGCGACUUCAUGGGAACAUCAGCGAGCAUAGGCGUGCAGAAGGAGAUUGACAACCUCAAGAACAUCACGCGCGUGCUCGACCCCGAGCUCUACGCGCAUCUUGACGAGAUAGGAGCGGGGUCCAUGUUCUUCACAGUGCGCCCCAUCAUGGCCAUGUUCCGCCGGGAGCUCUCCUUCGCUGACUCCAUCUACUUUUGGGAGAUGAUGUGGUCGUGGGAUUACGAUGCUCGGGAUGCGGAUCUACUAGCCAUGGCGGACCAAUCCGUGUUAAAUCACCACGCCGUGAACUUCCCUCAUUCCGCCGCCUCCCCGCAUGCCCUCCACCAAAACUCGUUUGCGGCCGCCACCACCGCUGCUGCAGAAGCAGCCGCAGCGGCCGUGGCAGCGUGUGAGAGCUCUGGCUCUGGCUCCUCUGGGGUCGAAGCGAUCCCAUCUGGUGCGGCCAAAGCUGCUGCCAAGGCUGCUGCUGCGGAAGCUGUUGCUGCGGCCGUCUCGUCUUCUGGGAGAUCUGGGGUGGACGGGGUGACGCCUGGUGCUGCCCGGAUGGCCGGUGCUGCGGCUGCAGUGGUGCGGGUUGCUGGGAGGGAGGAGGAGGGGCAGCAGGGGGGGAAAGGGAGGGCCAGCCCUUUGAGACCAGGUAAGCUGGGAGGGGGGCUGGGGGGCAUGGGAUGCCGUUGGGGGCAUCAAACUGGCUGCCGUUGCUGCGGUGGGGAGGGUUGCUGGGAGAGAGGAGGAGGGGCAGCAGGGGGGAAAAGGGAGGGCCAGCCCCCUGAGAUCAGGCACACGCUCCACUGCAGCAGCGUGGGCGAGUGUGGAAGCAGCAGCACACGCUCCACUGCAGCAGCAUGGGCGAGUGUGGAAGCAGCAGUCACCUCUGGCGCUCUCACGGACACCAAAAGGAACUCCUCGUCCGACCCUGCCGGUCCCGGUGGCGGCAGUGCUGCUAAUUCCCGCGCCAGCACCCCCUCACUCCCCGCCAACCGCCUCCCCUCCCGAAAGCACCACAGCGAGCGCAAAGUCCCCGCCGCCGCCACCACCCCCCCCACCACCAACAACAGCACAGGCAGCCGGGCCAUAGAUGGGGCUCGCUCCCGCAGCUGGGCGGGCGUGGGGCCGUACAGGAAAGACGUGAUCCGUUACGUUACUCUAGAUGCUUCUGCUGGCAAGCUAGCUGCAAGCAAGAGUGCCAAGUACCUCUCCUCGCGGCGCUCUGCUGUGGCUCUCUGGCACAAGGCGCAGAAGCUCGCAGGACCGGUGGGUACGGCUGCUGCUACAGCUGCCAUGCCGGGUGAUGCUGUGGUGUUUGCUGUCUCGGCGUUUGCCGGCCGACCAAUCACACCAACUUAUGCUGCUGCUGCCGGUGCAGAGUCGGCGGGGGUGGCGGUGCCGUACGUGCGGAGGGAGGAGCAGGAGCGCAUGACGACCUUCUGUGUGCUCGCCAUUGUGCUCAAACUGAGGGACGAGUUUAUCGACGACGCCUCUGGGCUCGACGAUGUGGUGGAUAGCUUCAAUGCAGCAGCAGGGUCGUGGGACGUGAAGAAGCUCUGUAAACGAGCAGUGGAUCUUCAUCGGCAGUACCUUGUUCUGGCCGAACCCUCUGAUCUAUCAACUCGCAUUUCCCUCAAUUGCCUCUGUCCCAUCCCGUCUUCCCCUCCACCCACCUCCUCUCUCUCUCCUGUCCUCUCUCUCUCUCUCUCUCUCUCUCUCUCUCUCUCUCUCUCUCCUCUCUCUCUCUCUCUCUCUCUCUCCUCUCUCUCUCUCUCUCUCUCUCUCUCUCUCUCUCUCUCUCUCUCUCCCCCCCUCCCUCCUCCCUCCCUCUCUCUCUCUCUCUCUCUCUCUCUCUCUCUCUCUCUCUCAUCUCCUCUCUCUCUCUCUCUCAUCUCUCUCUCUCUCUCUUCUCUCUCUCUCUCUCUCAAUUGCCUCUGUCCCAUCCCGUCUCCCUCCACCCACCCUCCUCUCUCUCCUCUCUCUCUCUCUCUCUCUCUCUCUCUCUCUCAUCUCUCUCUCUCCUCUCUCUCUCUCUCACUCUCUCUCUCUACAUCUCUCUCUCUCUCUCUCUCUCCCUCGCUCUCCCUCCCUCCCUCCCUCCCUCCCUCCCUCCCUCCCUCCCUCUCCCUCUCUCUCUCUCUCUCUCUCUCUCUCUCAUCUCUCUCUCUCUCUCGUCUCUCCUCUCUCUCUCUCUCCUCUCUCUCUCUCUCCUCUCUCUCUCUCUCUCUCUCUCUCUCUCUCUCUCUCUCUCUCUCUCUCUCUCUCUCUCUCUCUCUCUCUCUCUCUCUCUCUCUCUCUCUCUCUCUCUCUCUCUCUCUCUCUCUCUCUCUCUCUCUCUCCCUCUCUCUCUCUCUCUCUCUCUCUCUCUCUCUCUCUCUCUCUCCCUCUCUCUCUCUCUCUCUCUCUCUCUCUCUCUCUCUCUCUCUCUCUCUCUCUCUCUCUCUCUCUCUCUCUCUCUCUCUCUCUCUCUCUCUCUCUCCCCCCUCUCCUCUCUCUCUCUUCCCACAGAAACUGGCCGCGCAUGAGCUAGGCCGAACCCUCUGA
Molecule: messenger RNA, 4653 nt
Organism: Closterium sp. NIES-65
Lineage: Eukaryota; Viridiplantae; Streptophyta; Zygnematophyceae; Desmidiales; Closteriaceae
Source: the annotation of a GenBank genome assembly